CGUCUUCCCGCCAAUAUAUGGAGGAAAAGCCGAGUGAUUUUCAUGUGAAUCUGAUCGUCUAUUGAAGCUCAGACUCUCUCGCGAUCCCAAUAUUUCACGAUAAGGUAUGACUGGGAGAAACCGUACUAAUCGCCAUUCAUUCGACCAUCGGCGGCCUGGCCCUUAUCACGCCCAAGGACGUUUGGUACGAGGCCCUCCUCCUCCUCAUCCUCCUGAAAUGUUGGAGGAAAAGCUCCAAGUGCAGCAUCUCGAAAUUCGCCGGCUAUUGGCCGACAACACAAGGCUCACUGACAAUAGAGUCUCUCUGCAACAGGAGCUUGAAGCUGCUAGGGAGGAACUUCAUAGGAUGAAUAUUUUAAUUUCAAAUCUUUGUGCUGAUCUGGAUAUGCGUUCCAAGGACCUGAUAGAAAAGACUUUGAAAAUGGAAUCCGAACUUCGAGCCACUGAACCACUCAAAUCCGAGGCUACGCAACUACGUUCCGAACUAACGAUGUUGAGCACCAAUCGGCAGGAUCUUAAUGACCAAGUUCAGAGUCUCUCAAAAGAUGUUGCCAAGUUGAAAGCUGAUAAUCAACAGAUUCCAAUUUUAAAGUCCGAGAAUGAUGGAAUGCGACAACAUCUCAUCCAUGCUAGGGCUGCCAUUGACUAUGAAAAGAAGGUAAAUGUUGAGUUGACGGAACAAAGGAAGGCGAUGGAGACGAACCUAGUAUAUGUGAUACGUGAAGUUGAAAAGCUACGAGCAGAACUUGCAAAUGUUGAUGUUGGACCAUGGGCUUCUGGUGCAUCAUAUGGUGUGGCAUAUGGGAUGAAGUUCAAUAGCCUCAAUGGUGGAUUUUCAGCUCCUUAUGGCUAUCCAUAUGGAGUCCAUAUGGUACGUCUUAAGAAAUCCAUGCAAAAGUUUUGUUUUGAAAUUGGACAAUUUUGUAUUAUUCUUUAGUGUUCUUAUGCAGUUAUGCUUCUAUAUAUAUCCCAGGCUGCUGCUGACCCGGGUCCAUCAUAUGGGCUGGGUCAUCCAGGACAGGACAUGAAAAAGGAAUAAAUCGCCAUUGAGAGCUUGGCAAUCGAACCAAAAGUGGAAGGCAUUCUGCUAAAGCUCUUGGCUAUCCUCCAUAUAUGUUGAUUAGAAGCUUUUAAAUUUGUGUAUGUGCGUAUUAUUCUAGUUACUUUUAAUUGGAUAUUGUUUGCUAUGGAAAUUAACAAACAUCGAGGAGUCUAGUUUUUCUCUCUCAUUAUUGGCUAGUUUCUUCUGUACCUUAGAUGAAACCCAUAUUCUUGUUUGCUUCUGGUGUAUAGAUAUGGACUCAUUGAUAUAGUUCUGUGGGUUGAUAUGUUCUGGGAAUUGCCUACCUGAACAUGAAUUAAGAUAGAUUUCAUACUCACUUUAUCAGCAAUUGUGAAGGUUGAUCUUGGGUGAAGUUCUAAGUUGGAUAGAGAAAAUAUUAUAUGGAUGUUGAGAUUUAAUGUAUGGAGGAUGUAUUGGUAAAGCAGGUCUGAACAAAUGUACUGGAGGAGUUAGACUGGAUGAGUUCUUUUUAACAGUUCUGGUUAUGGAUGAGCUCUACUGAGGUUGCUCAUCAAAAGGAUUAGUCACCAUAUUGUAAAUACAACUCAUGUAUUUGGUAGUCAUAGCUGAUCUGAACGUUCAAUUAUUUGAAAGUUUGAGAAUACUUUUUUCCUUGUUUGCCUCCUAUACUAGUUAUUAGUUUUGAAUAUUUUAGACUGUCA
Molecule: messenger RNA, 1725 nt
Organism: Impatiens glandulifera
Lineage: Eukaryota; Viridiplantae; Streptophyta; Magnoliopsida; Ericales; Balsaminaceae
Product: protein FLX-like 3
Exons: 4
Coding region: 107-937 (276 amino acids)
Source: RefSeq, a predicted model, not a curated record